Rhodofomes roseus is the source of this 1074-nucleotide messenger RNA. RefSeq lists its product as uncharacterized. NCBI's taxonomy places the organism in Eukaryota, Fungi, Basidiomycota, Agaricomycetes, Polyporales, Fomitopsidaceae. The record is from RefSeq and is a predicted model, not a curated record. Gene Ontology annotation, cellular component: growing cell tip; plasma membrane; cell division site. The coding region runs from base 314 to 877 and encodes 187 amino acids. The transcript is spliced from 5 exons.
CGCGAUCGGCGGGGUCGGAGGCGCCGGCGGUUCCUGGCCAACCUGAUCGUCGCCCGAUGGCCUCCUGCCUGUUCGGGAAGCCAGGCACUUCCUCCAACUCCCGCCUGACAUACGCCAGAAGCUGGUCUGCGCCUCCGCAGUCUCCGUCCACGCUCCCGGCUCCUCCUUCCCUCCCCCGAGCACGCUGAAGCCGCGCAUCGAUGCAGCAGUCGUCUUGAGCUCGCCUGCCCUCGACACGACGUUCAGCGCGAUACCCAGAGGUCGCCUUAUCUGCCCAGCCUCCCCCUCGGUCUUUAGGAAGGAAUAAUCAAGGAUGGUUUACAACCAUUUCGUCCUGCUUUUUGGCGCGACAUUUGCCGUCUUUGUCCUUCUCAUCCUCGUCACACUGUCCGGCCCCAUCAUACAGCCCAUAUUCUUCGUGAAGGCGAGCCUGAGCUCAGGUUCGACGAAGUUCGGCGUCUUGGGCUAUUGCGGCAAGACUUGCUCGGCGACAAAUUUCGGAUAUCAUUAUGGCACCGAGAUUACAACAACGGCAUCGACGACCCUCGUCCUCUUCCCCGCAGCGGCCGGUGUGAGCCUGCUGCUCAUGCUCGGCCUCUUCCCAUUCAUCUGCGGUCCACGCAUGCAAGUCCCACAUUUCCUUCUUGGCAUGCUCUCCCUCGCCGCCUCUGCAUGCUCCAUCGCCGCCUUCGUUGUCGGCGUGUACCUCACCGCCUCCGCCGUCUCCGGCUUCAAAAGCGCGGGCGAUUCGACGAGUAUUGGCGCUGCGUUGUGGAUGUCCCUUGCCGCCGCGGUAAUACAGACACUCGUCGCAGCGAACGUCGGCCUCGGCACCUGCUUGGGCGGCCGAUUCGAUCGCAAACCGUCCUACGUGUAGUACCUAAUUUAUCUGUCUUCCUACCUCCUCCCGGUCGUUCAUCGCUCCUUGCUUUCCUGACGCUCCUUCCUCACGAUUCCCGGUAUUGGUAGUCUUCUUGGUUACAGUGCCACAUACUACGUCGUCACGCUUGCCCGUCCGUCCCGCUCCCGUGUCUGUCUUGUUUGGUCCGUUUUCGUCGCUUCCUUGGGCUUUGG